UUAAACCUUGCCUCCGCUGCUUCAUGGGCGCGUGCGCGUCGGAAUCUAUUAGCACAUUCACGCUAUUUCCGUGCAGAUAGUCAAUUCCCAAAGCUAAUGCAUCUGCUUGACUCGUUGCUCGAUCGGCUCCCUGGAACGUCCGCUGCCCUCACGCGAAACGACACUUCGCUGCUGUUGGCUUAUGGUGGGCUAUCGGUUGCAGUGCGCACAAAAAUUAACGAAGACAAACGGACAAGCAGAGAAAAUUCGUCAUCCGUAAUUAGAGGGGAAUGGUCAAUGUCUCAUCGCAGUAGGAGCGUUGUCCUGUCAGACGAGGACUGUUCAAAGAAGCGCAGGAAAUCAGCUAAGGGUCUCGAAAAUCGCUUUCGGGCCCCUGAUGAUGUUAUGGCCGACAUGGAGAAGAAGGGAAAUUUUUCGUCCUUGAUGCGGCCAAGCAACCUCAUCAGCUCCAAGCCAGGCGCAGCCAAAAAACUUGUGAUACUCAACUUCAAAGAAACCCCUAAAUUGCCUCUUGAUUACCAAGAGGUAACAUGGGCCAAACUAGAAGAGGCAGUGAUUGCAAUUCAGACGUCAAAAUCUAUCAAGUAUAGUCAAGAAGAGCUGUUCCAAGGCGUAGAAAACAUGUGCAACCACAAAAUGGCACAGUUCCUCUACACCAAGCUGAGGGAGCUAACACAGAAGCACGUGGAGGCCAACAUCAAACCAUUUUUAGCCGAAUCAAUCGACCGGUUGAUCUUCUUGAAGCGUAUGAACGAAUGCUGGCUGGCACACUGUCGUCAGAUGAUUCAAAUUCGAAGUAUCUUCCUCUACUUAGACAGGACAUAUGUACUCCAGACCCCCACACUUGCCUCAAUAUGGGACAUGGGGUUGGAGAUGUUCCGCUUCUACAUCAUCACUAAUCCGAUGGUGCAAACCCGCACAGUGGAGGGACUGUUGAUGCUCAUUGAGAAAGAGCGCCAGGGAGACACAGUCGACAGGACAUUAUUGAAAUCGUUACUCAGAAUGCUCUCUGACCUUCAAAUUUACCAAGAGGCAUUUGAGGCCAAAUUCUUGACAGCUACCGAGAGAUUAUACGCUAGUGAAGGACAACAACUGAUGCAAGACUUGGACGUGCCAGAAUAUUUGGCCCAUGUAAAUAAGAGGCUUAAUGAAGAAAACGAAAGACUGCUGCAUUACUUGGAUCAGUGUACAAAGUGGGCGUUGAUACACACUGUAGAGAAGCAGCUGUUGACCGAGCAUCUGACAUCAAUUUUGCAAAAGGGAUUAGAUAUUUUGCUUGAAGAAAACCGUAUCAAGGACCUCACGCUGUUGUACAAUUUGUUUUCCCGCGUCAAAAAUGGACCCACAGAGCUGUGCAACAAUUUCAAUAGCUUCAUCAAGAAAAAGGGCAGGACGAUUGUUAUUGAUCCUGAAAAGGAUAAAACCAUGGUCCAAGAGCUGCUUGACUUCAAGGACAAGAUGGACAACAUUGUUAGUACUUGUUACCAGAAGAAGGAAAGGUUCCAUUUCAGUCUGAAAGAGGCGUUUGAGUAUUUCAUAAACCAGAGAGUCAACAAGCCUGCUGAACUCAUUGCGAAAUUCGUUGACUCCAAAUUGAGGGCUGGUAACAAAGAAGCAACAGAGGAAGAGCUCGAGAGACUUCUGGACAAAAUCAUGGUUCUCUUUAGAUUUAUUCAUGGCAAGGAUGUGUUUGAAGCCUUCUACAAAAAGGACCUGGCAAAGAGACUGCUUGUUGGCAAAUCAGCCAGCGUGGAUGCCGAGAAAAGCAUGCUGUCUAAGUUAAAACAAGAGUGUGGUGGUGGAUUUACUUCAAAACUAGAGGGCAUGUUCAAGGAUAUGGAGUUGAGCAAAGACGUCAACAUUGCAUUCAAACAGCAUAUGGGCAAUCUUCGGGAGCCGCCAUUGGCGAAUAUUGAUCUCACUGUGAACAUCCUGACAAUGGGUUACUGGCCGUCCUAUCCACUCCUGGAGGUGACCUUGCCCAUUGAGAUGGUGCAGUACCAAGAGGUCUUCAACAAAUUCUAUUUGGGCAAGCACAGCGGCCGCAAGCUGCAGUGGCAGCCCACGCUCGGCCAUUGCGUCCUCAAAGCAGACUUUGCCCAGGGCAAGAAGGAGCUGCAGGUGUCCCUCUUCCAAGCCUUGGUGCUGCUAAGGUUUAAUCGAGCAGACAACAUCACUUUGGAAGACAUCAAGGCAGCUACGUUGAUCGAGGAUGGUGAAUUGCGGCGCACCUUGCAGUCCCUGGCAUGCGGAAAAGCGAGAGUAUUGCAAAAGGUCCCUAAAGGCCGUGAAGUUGAGAACAAAGACCAAUUCUCCUUCAACAAUGAGUUCACCAACAAACUUUUCCGCAUCAAAAUCAACCAAAUUCAGCUUAAGGAAACUACGGAGGAGCAGAAGGCGACUGAAGAGAGGGUAUUCCAAGACAGACAGUAUCAAAUUGAUGCCGCGAUUGUGCGCAUCAUGAAGAUGCGUAAAACACUCAGCCACAACCUUCUCAUUAGUGAAUUAUACAAUCAGCUCAAAUUCCCGGUCAAGCCUGCUGAUUUGAAGAAGCGCAUCGAAUCUCUGAUUGACCGAGACUACAUGGAAAGGGACAAAGACAUAGCUAACCAAUACAACUAUGUGGCCUAGUGAGAAAGUGCACCUGUCUCCGCGUGACCUGACAUCAGUCUAGGGCCUAGAAGUCAUCCCCUUGGCUUCAGGUGUUGUUCUAGCAGCCUUGCAGAAUUGUGUUUAUGUGAUGUAAAAAACUUUGAACAAGGAGAAAAUUGUGCUUGCCAGGAAAAUAGUUUUGUAAGUAGUUGCGCAUUGAUAAUUUCAAUUAUUUACGAUUAAAAUACACAUACUACUUUGUUGUAUUUCUGGCAACAAAACACCAGGUACUUUUAUUUUGUCCGGGUUAUUUCCUCUGGAAUGUGUGACGUUGAUUAUAUAUUGGAGGAAGAUGUAAUGUAUGGAAUUUUGUGAUUACAUACUCAGGUCUGUCCUCUCUUUAAAUUUGUCUUGGCACUCAAUAAACCUUUGAUAAUGCGAAA
Molecule: messenger RNA, 3035 nt
Organism: Cloeon dipterum
Lineage: Eukaryota; Metazoa; Arthropoda; Insecta; Ephemeroptera; Baetidae
Product: cullin-4A-like
Exons: 16
Coding region: 97-2631 (844 amino acids)
Biological process (GO): DNA damage response; protein ubiquitination; ubiquitin-dependent protein catabolic process
Cellular component (GO): Cul4-RING E3 ubiquitin ligase complex
Molecular function (GO): ubiquitin protein ligase binding
Source: RefSeq, a predicted model, not a curated record